CGUUUCAUCAACUCAACCGAUUCUGUCGAUCAUUCGUCGACACGAGCUACUAUCUUCUACCGUAGUAUACGCAAUAAUAUUUUAUUACAUUUUAUUAUAUCAUGCAAUCGACAGCAUCGUUAUCGUUUUUCUAAUAUUCUUAAAUUUCGUAGCCGAUACAAUAUUAAACACUUGUGUUUUGACAGUUGGCAUAUAAUAAAUGUAAAAUUGUUUUUGUACUUUCGUGGCACAAAAAUAAAAAAUACAAUAAAAAUAUUAUACAUUAGUGAGUUUAGUACAUACAUUACCACUAACACCGACGCAGCGACGGCGACAAACGAGCGGAGAGAAAGUUAUAAUAAUUAUAAUACAAAUAUUAUAAUAUUAAAAACCUGGAGAAAUAAUGAACAUCUUAGAAAUGUUGGCCGUUACAAAAACGGUUAUCGUCUUAGCGUUCCUGACGAUGGCUAAUUGCGGGAUCUUCCACGCCAUAGUUGAUGAACCAGUUUUAGGAUCAUGUUGUCCGCCCGUGUCCCGAAGGCAAAACUCCAUACCAGUACACUACGUGACGGGCACACACUACGAAGUCGGAUACAGCGUUGGGCGGACUUUUGGAUCAAUGAUUAAAGAAUAUGUACGCUCGUAUGAGCCGCUUCAGAGUGAGUUCUUACCAAUGUACGCUCAACCGGAAGGACGGCAGAUUUAUGAAGAAAGUUUAAAGUCCACACAAAAAUACUUUCCUCAGUAUGUGAUCGAGCUACAAGGCAUGGCUGAUGGAUCGGGAGUUCCGUUUCACGAGUUAUUUUUAAUGGCAUUAGAUGAUACGCUGCCAAAAAAUUUAAACGUUACAAGUAAAGACAAAGGACCGACAGGAUGUACUUCAUUAAUAAUUAAUCAGCCAAAUUCACAGUUGUUAGGGCACACAGAAGACGCGUUGUCUGAAACGGUUAAUAAUUAUUACAUCAUGGCUGCUCAUGUGGUGCCUGGCGAAUCCGAGCUGGGUGGCAGAUUCCCGGCCAGAGAAGAGAAGUUCAAAGCACUCACGUAUGCUGGACACUUACCGGGUUACGCUAGCGGUCAUAACCAUUAUGGACUGGUGUUCUCAAUUAACACAAUAUUCGUCAGUAAACCAUUGAGGGGAAAAAUUCCCCGAGAGUUCAUCACGAGAGCACUGUUGUCUUCGCGGGCCGACCUGGGUGAGAUCUUGGAUAUUUUGACCAACGAAGGCGUAGGCACGGCCGAUGGAUUCAACGUGAACUUUGGUUUUCUGCACGUACCCAAGGAAUCGCGUGUUUUUCACACAGUAGAAGUCACCCCAAAAGUCGAUUGUGACAAGUCAGAAGUUUACCUCGCAGACUUCGGUAUAGGAAACAACUCAAUACAUACCAACAGAUUACUCCAUCUGAAGUACCCAGAACUGGACGAAUCCGCUUACGGGAGCAGCGUGUCCAGGGAGAGCCGGUACAAGCAGAUAACGGCAAACAAGACCGCUGCGAGUUUUCAGGACAUGUUGGAAGUGCUAGGAAAUAGGGACGACAAACCGUGGCCGAUAUUUAGUGAUAAGUCUGACGCCAGAGUUAGCACAAUUAAUUUGGGUGUAUUUGACUUUAAUAAGAAAACUUGGACCAUGUGGUCCAAUGAUCCAAUCAACAACCCACCUCUAUUGCAGUUGUCACUAAUAUUCACGGACUUAAUCAACCCACUAAAAAACGAUCUAGUCAUUAAAGAAGUCGAAGUGGUCGAAAAUCUUUAUAUUGAGUAAUAAUUAGAUACAUUCAUUAAGAAUAUAUCACCAUAUAGUUAUAUUAUACCAGUAUGUAGUACCUAUACAUUAUAUUUAAUCGUUAAUAUUAAUUAUAAUAUUAUAUC
Messenger RNA from Melanaphis sacchari, 1848 nucleotides. RefSeq lists its product as uncharacterized. The record is from RefSeq and is a predicted model, not a curated record. The transcript has 8 exons. The coding region runs from base 383 to 1741 and encodes 452 amino acids. Lineage: Eukaryota; Metazoa; Arthropoda; Insecta; Hemiptera; Aphididae.